Messenger RNA from Phycomyces blakesleeanus NRRL 1555(-), 546 nucleotides. RefSeq lists its product as hypothetical. The coding region runs from base 1 to 546 and encodes 181 amino acids. The transcript is spliced from 6 exons. The record is from RefSeq and is a predicted model, not a curated record. Lineage: Eukaryota; Fungi; Mucoromycota; Mucoromycetes; Mucorales; Phycomycetaceae.
AUGUAUGAACAGACAGUACGUAUCGCAAGAGAGGUAGACGAUUUGUUUAUCCUCUGUUACAAUUAUUCACCUCAUGGAGGCCAAAGUGAGGAUCCAAUAACUCUCAAAUAUUUUCUCUCAUUCACAUUCAUUGUCGACCAAAUUACCUUAACCUCAUCCCGUACACCAAAGGAAACAGAGAUCUAUUUCACUGAAUUUAGAAAGAAAGAAAGAAUGACAAAGAAAUUGGGUUGCCUGAAAUUGCGUACAGAUCUAAUUAAUUCUUGGUACAGUUGCCGUUUGUGCGCCGAAAUCGUUGUUAUUAUGGUGGACAAUGAGGAUUGUGGUGCCAACCAGUUGAAAGGUUAUUGUGGUGGUACUCUUAACGAUUUGGAUUGUUUGAUUCAUUGUCCAGUAAAAAACAAGGGACGAAAAUUUCUGUCUGGAAUCAUGGAGAAGUAUUGCGUUUCAGUUUGGGACUCAAAACCAGAAAGCAAAUAUGGCUGGCAACAUCCGCAUAUACGCAUGGAAAUGAUUGAUCCAGUUCUGCAGCGAAUUGUUCCCUAA